GGAUGGACGGGGAGGAGAGAGAAGACUGAGGUGAAAGAUAAAAGUAAUCUUGCCGCACCAUUUUUUCUUUUAUCAAAAACGUCCUGCAGAUUACCACGGAUUACCACGGAUUGCACUGUCGCUCCACUGUUCUAGAAAUGGGAACCGAAAGAAGGUGCGCUAAAGUGGAUACAGGUUAGUUCAAAUCGGCAAGUAGGAGAAUCGUUCGAGGGAAAUCGCACCUCAAUAAAUCGUCCUGUCUUGUCUUGUUUCAUUCAGCAGCCGUACGAAAGGAAAUGAAAUACAACACACAAUAAUCCGACAAUACCUGCGAAUCCCGAUAGUUCUUUUGAAACACUACCAGCGAGGAUAUUGACGCUGCCUUUAUUCUUAACGGGUUAAAGUUGCCAAUUGUUUCUUUCGACAUCUGCCAAGAUUCAAUCCAUUCUUUUCCAGAGCGCGCAUCAUUCUUUAAACCCCCCUCCACAAUUCGACGACGUUCACCUCCUCUCCAGAAUUCACGAUUGAAUAGCCCGACUACCCCACGCACAACAAAGUCGCACGGUCGAUCGCAUGUGAGCCUACACGAUGUCGGCUGCUACCGAUCAGGUAGUUGUUCCCAGCGAGGGCGAGCAGUCUGCGAUUCCGCAGGGUCUUGCUUCGCCACCAGAAAGCAACAACACUAUCAGAACCGAUCCAUCAAGCGACUCAGAAUUAUCAGAUCUCGAGUUCACGGCAGACGAGCCAAUUGAACCAGAACAUUACGAAGAUGAUGGCAGAGUUCCCGUUUUCGUGCCGACCAUGGCUCAGUUCAAGGACUUUAAUCUCUUCAUGGAUAAAGUCAAUAAAUAUGGAAUGAAAUCUGGUAUUGUCAAGGUUAUCCCACCACCCGAAUGGAAAGCUGCCCUUCCACCACUCGACGACGCUAUUAAAACGAUUAGGGUGAAGGAUCCGAUUAAACAAGAUAUCAUGGGCCAGAGCGGAACAUACCGACAAGCCAACAUUCUCCAUCAACGUUCUUACAAUCUUCCGCAAUGGCGACAGUUGUGCGAUCAAAGCGAACAUCAACCUCCCGCCAAGAGAGGCGAAAGGAGAGCCAAUGUCGAAAAGGUUAAAGCUACAACAAGAGCAAAAGCUUCAACGCCGGGAGGAAAACGAAAACCAGGCCGACUGUCCAGACUUAAGACAAAUGCUACUGUCGAUUCAGAAGUUGGAACUCCGGAUCGUUUGCCAACUCCAAUCUCUCCAAAAAUCGAAGGCGAUUCACCGUCUGUUAAGCAAGAAGUAAAUGAGGAUGAUACACCUGUCAGACCAAAGGGGGGAAGACAGCCUAAAGCCAUAUCUGUUUCUUCUCGUCGUAAGAACAAUCGCCGUGGUGAAGCAGGCGUGGUUGAUGAAGCCGCAUUUGAGAACUUCAAAUACGAGCUAGAGGGUGAAGAUUACUCGGCAGAGAGAUGUGAAGAAUUAGAACGACACUAUUGGCGUACCCUCACAUAUGCUCCACCACUUUAUGGAGCGGAUAUGAUGGGAUCGUUGUUCGAUGAUAGAACAACCCAAUGGAACCUUGGAAAGUUACCCAAUAUACUUGAUCAUUUGGGUGGGCAGAUUCCUGGUGUCAACACUGCAUAUCUUUACCUAGGCAUGUGGAAAGCUACAUUUGCCUGGCAUUUGGAGGAUGUCGACCUCUACAGUAUCAAUUAUCUUCACUUUGGCGCACCGAAGCAAUGGUACAGUAUCUCUCAAGGGGACGCACGACGAUUUGAAGCUGCGAUGAAAAACAUCUGGCCAGCUGAUGCUAAAGCUUGUAGCGAAUUCCUUCGUCACAAGACAUUUUUGAUAUCGCCGCAGCACUUGUUAUCGAACUACAACAUUAAGGUCAACAAAAUCGUCCACCGACCAGGGGAAUUCGUGAUUACUUUCCCAUACGGAUAUCACUCUGGAUACAACCUCGGGUACAAUUGCGCUGAGGCUGUCAACUUUGGUUUGCCAUCUUGGCUUGAAUAUGGAAAGGUGGCCAAGAAAUGCGACUGUGAUCAAGCUCAAGACAGCGUUUGGAUCAAUGUUCGGGAUUUGGAACGCAAGAUGAAUGGCGAAGAGACUGAAUAUGAAACCGACUUUGAUGAGGAGGAGGAAGAAGAGGACGAGGACGAAAAUGAAACGACGGGUCUCCCUACUCCCUCUGACAGCAGUGGCGACGCGAAGGUUAAAACGAAGAGCCAACGUAAGAGGAAGCGCGUCAAGAGUGAGUCGGACGAGCAGCACAAUGUGAAGAGAAUCCGAAUGCGCAUCAAAGCACCGGCCAACGAACCUUGUGUCUUGUGUCCCAAUGACAUUCCCUCUGAGCCUCUACUUCCAACCGAAGAUGGUAAACAGGCACACCGCAUGUGUGCUCAGUACAUCCCAGAAACGAUUGUUGAAGAAGUAGACAAGAAAGAAGUGGUUACGGGCAUCAAGGAGAUUUCCAAAGCUCGAUUUGACCUCAAGUGCAACUACUGUCGAUCCAAGAAAGGUGCAUGCUUUCAAUGCUCAAAGAAGAAGUGUACAAGAGCAUAUCAUGCAACCUGCGCAGCAGCAGCUGGCGUUUUUGUUGAGCAAGGAGAAAUUCCAGUGUUUGGAGAGGAUGGUACCGAGUACAAAGAGUGGGGCAUCGAAUUUAGUUGUCGCUUCCAUCGCAUCAAACGCGAUAAGAGGUUGGACAGCGAGUCUCUCGAGGAAGAUGAUCGCAUUCGUGAUGGCGCCAAGGAGCUGAAAGCUGGCGAAGUCUGUCAAAUGCAGUUUCAUAAGGGCGACAUAUUUGCAGGCACCAUCAUCGAGAAUCGGAAAGAUGAAGAGACAGUGCUUGUUGAUAUUCUGCCUCGCGGUGACUGUGUUGAAGUCGAAUAUAAAUGGAUUCUCAUUCCCGACGCAUCAUUCUUCACUCUCGCCAAGCCAUCCGAGAAAGCAAUCCCCAUGCCAAAAUCUCGUAUUGAGGCAGCGUCACUCAACACCACAAAACGUCAAGUCGAUGACAUUCCAAGAGCUGAAGAUCCAUUUGUCAAGGGCUUCACAUGGGCAGAGUUUAACACAGAGAGUAUUCCUCGCAAUGCGGCACAAGUCAAAUUAGAUUUGAGCAAGGAGAACCAAGUCUGGUAUUAUCUUGGAAAGAACUCCACAGAAGCUAGGGCACAAUUUACGGAAGAUUUAAAGAUUCAGAGACAUAACCCUAAAGGCCACUUCCUUGAUACAAUUCCCAAACCGGCUACAGCUGCGCCACGUACGUCUUACGCAGCAUCAUAUCCUACAUCCACGAACAAAUUUUCUGCAACUACGACAAAGAUACCCUCGGCCAAUACUUCUAAUAUGGGCUCGGGAGUACAGGCAAUGCCGAAAAUCCCCGCUAACAAACUUGUGAAUCAACCGGCGUCAUCCCCUGCAACUUCCACACCUUUUGUUGCUAGGUCAGAGAAGCCAUAUGUGUAUAAGCCCCGUAAAUCUGAAGAUGGUUACCACAGCGGUUUGAUUGAUGCGCAGUCCUACCAAUCUCAGCAAGCUUUCUUGCGACAGUCAGCGACUUCUAGGCCUGUCCAAGUACCUGCAGUUGGUCUCAACUUUGGCACUGAUCCCAGGUUUCAAAACAACCCGGCGUCUCCUGCGCCCACUUCCACGACUCCUCCCGCGAAUGUUUCUACAAAUCCAUCUACGGCCAUUCCCCCGAGAGCCGCUUAUACACCAAAUAAUAGCUAUGCUCCACAAGUCAUUUAUGCACCGCAAGUUAAAUAUGCUCCACCGCGCCAGCCUCAUCAAGCAGCUACAGCACGUCAAUCCCAAGCAAUUGCUAGUCCACUAGCUCCGCCUAAUACAAAUUAUCGACCAACUCAAUCUCUGGCGAAAGGAAACAAUCCUUUUAGCAGUAGAGCAGCUGCCCCUAAAAUGGGAAAUGUUUUUGCGAAGUAUCUCUACUUGCAGAUCGAGCAUAACCGCUCGCCCAUGGAAUAUAAGAGUCCCUACAGAGAAGGUGGGGGGUUUAUGAAUGGUUAUCAAGGCAAUUGGACAGAGCAUCUCAAGAAGACCUUAUUUGCAAAAUCAGGAUCAUCUACAGCAUCACCCCCGACCUCGAUUUCUUCUUAUACUGGGGGUGUCGGCAGGAAAACAUCAUAUCCUACCUCCUAUACCCCCCAAUCUUCCCGCGGUUCCUAUUCCUCCAGUGGGUCCCAAAUAUAUUCCCCGGGAACUUCAUCUGCAAGACCAAGCUAUACUUCACCUUCCAUGCCUAGACAGCAGCAAACACCAACUCCACAUGUUACGCCAAAACCGUAUGACACGAAUCAAUGGGAAAGGAAAGACUCACCCUUGCACCCAGCUAUUCGGAAGGAGUACAGUUCAAUGUUUCACAAUCACCACGUGCCGCAGCCACAAGGUCAACAAACUCCUCAGCAGCAAGGUCAUCAGCAACACAACAAAAGUCACGACUCUACUCAGGAUCAAAACUCAUCUUACCCUCCGUCUGAUGGCCAAGGUUCUCCCGCGCAACGUGGAUCUGAGUCUCAAAUGCCAAAAACAACUGACUCCAAGCAAGCUCAGCAACUUCAGGAACCUCAGAAGUCCCAACAACCCCAACCUCCGCAAUCUCAACCUACGCCUCAAGUUGCACAGGAGACUGACCAAACUCCAUUAUCACAGCCUCAGCCAGUUGAAAAGGCUUCUCUCACUACUCCUCACUCGCAUUCUUCUCCUCUUACCCAGCAAGAACCCGGUCAGCAAUCGAUCAAUACUUCGGAUCAAUCUCAGGUCCCACUUCAACCUCCUCAGCAGGAGUCGAAACCCAUCUACCCUCAUCAGCAAUAUUUCCAGACCCUCGAUGCUUCGCAGGCACACCCAAAAACUUUUGCUCCUCCUCCGCAAACCCACGACUUACCAGACGUGCCUAUUGACUCAGAGUCUUUAAUUGAAGACAUGCUCAAGAAUUUGAGAAAGGUUACGACAAGCACGGCCAAGUAGGAGGAUUGUAUCUCACAGCUUUUUAUUAUGAUGACAGUCCAACCAAAUAAACUCAAAGAGGCGUCAUGUGGGCGAAACUUUGGUGUGCAUUGAUGUGUUUAAUGAUGAUUCUUGGGGGCGUACAUAAUACCAAAUCCUAAGAUGAGGAUGGAUUUUUCGGCGUUCAAGGAAUACUUAGGACAAGGGGGUGAUGAGGUGUUUGGGUUCUCGUCUGAGUUUUUUCAAGUUAUAGUUCUUUCAAUUAUUUCAACUUAGUUUAUGAAUUCUAUCAAGUUCUCGUUCGAUGCAGUGUCUGCAUAUGGGCAGGUUUUCCGUACCUCUGGAAAUUCAGAUCAAUAUUCACAAACUAUAAUAAUAAUAAUAAUAGUGAGAAGUACUGGAUAGUAGGAUGCAUUCUUAUUUUCACCCACGUUCAUUCCUGAUGUACAAGCAAAGUCAAUAAAAGCAAAGCAGAGAAAAGCAUGGCAUAAUGAAGCAAACAGACAAAAUUUAAGUCAAUUUCAGACAAGAGAUGGAAAGUAUUUAAGAGGAAGGGGAAUGCAAUUGUACACUAGUUUAUGCAGGUUAUGGGAACGAGUGAUGAUGAUAUGUGUUUUAUAAUUAUAAUAGUUCA
This is a messenger RNA of Botrytis cinerea B05.10, 5569 nucleotides long. RefSeq lists its product as hypothetical. Gene Ontology annotation, biological process: chromatin remodeling. Bases 568 to 4956 code for a protein of 1462 amino acids. The transcript is spliced from 3 exons. Gene Ontology annotation, cellular component: nucleus. Gene Ontology annotation, molecular function: histone H3K9 demethylase activity; histone H3K36 demethylase activity. NCBI's taxonomy places the organism in Eukaryota, Fungi, Ascomycota, Leotiomycetes, Helotiales, Sclerotiniaceae. The record is from RefSeq and is a predicted model, not a curated record.